AUGAGUUCAUCUAGCAAAAGUUUCUUAAGCAGUGGAGAUGCAAGAUUAACUUCACCAAACAAGGCGACGAGUUUGAAUCCGAAUGCUGCAGAGUUUGUGCCUUCUGCUCUUAGAUCUCUGCCUGCAAACAACAGGAAUGUUGACGUGGCAAGAAUGGAGGUCCCUGGAACCUCUAGGAAAACAGUCUUGCAUCGAUCCAUGUCCAAUGUUUCAAAUCACUCUGAUGAUGAAGCGUACCAGUUCUGGCACUGCCAAUUACCUGAUGAUAUCACCCCUGAUUUCAAUGUCAUGGGCGAAGAGGACUUCCAAGCACGUUCUGACCUUUCACAUGCAGGUUUGUCCAUUAAUGAUGGGGUUAAACCACCUAUAUUUUCUAUGACCAAUGACAGCCAUAUUUUGGGCAAGCAGCUGGAAAUCUCACCUCAAGGCAGUGAGCAGAAAAGUUUAAAGGAAAAAACGGAUUAUGCUGGUCGUCCUGCUAUUGAAGAUUAUUCGUCAACUCCCCUCUUGCAUUCAAGAACCAAUAACUUGGAUAAGCAGUUCAUGAAUGAUAGUUGGCAUCUUACUAACUGUAGGGAUGGGGGCCAGUAUAGUGGGGAUCCAGGUGCAGGUUUUCUAAAGGGUCUGUUAAAUGAGCAUGGUGCAUCUGAGAACAUGACGGUAGAACAUGUGGAGUUCUUGUCAUCACAGUUCCCUGAUUUUGCAUUGGAGAGCCUUGCAGAAGUGUAUUAUGCAAAUGGAUGUGACUUGAACUCUACUAUUGAGAUGCUAAGUCAACUGGAGGUGUGUUUCUUGUGCCUUUCUGAACUUUGAAUUAUCAAUCUGGCAACAUAAUGAUAUAUUAAUUCCUUAGUGGGAUCCUGAACUUUAAUGAUCUUGGACUUUGUGAUGCUACCUCACUUUUUGGGGUUCUGUACGUUAUGACUUUACCUGAGGUUUGAUCAACUAAUUUCCUAUAUCUUUACCUUUGGGUUUCAUGUUAAGAACAGCAACCAAGGACACUGCUCGUUUGUGUCGUUUAUGUAAAGCAGGUUAUGCUAUUUAAACUCUAAACUUCUGUGUACAUGUAAGUUGUUAUAUUUGUAAUCAGUUUUCCGUAUAUUUAUAGAUAGAAGAACAUUGUAUAUCGUACUCUUGACAUUGUAUAUUGUAUAUUUAUGUGUAAUAUGUACUUACACAAGACUCACAAAGGAAUGUGAGGUCUCUGAUUAGUGGAAAUCAUUUAAAAUUCAGAAGAAAACUGAGAUGAUUAGUUACUUGUUUGCGACAAAAGGAGAUAAUAAGGAUCGAUAUUAUAUAUAUAUGAUAUUUUUUCUCUCACUUUUCUGUCUGGUGCAUCGUUAGAUACAUCUAUUAAAAGAUUAUAUAGUUUGUACAACUGGUGCCUCCUUGUUUUUAUUAAAAUGGCAAGAUGUUAGCAUUGUUGUCAAAAAAACUUUGCAUUAUACAAAAAUGGGUUUCGUGAAACCCAAAAUCCCCUUAAAAACUUGGUCGUCCUGUGACAAGUUUCCUUUCAUUCUGCUCUGCUUCCUGGCAAUGGCUUUACGUACUGUGAUUACAUAGGCAUUAUUAUGUACAUAGCUGCAUAUUUUAAUUUCUGAAUUUGGACCCGUCCCACACCCUUUCUAGAUAUGCAACGUAACUUUAGAGGGUACAGUGCCAAUUGUUGAAGUCAAAGUCAUUGACUUUUCCUUUCUGCUGCAUAGAUCUGUGUUAUCUACCUGCUCAUAUCCAAAUUAGUGCUUUUUCAGAUAAUUGAUUGGUCUGUGGCUGCAGCUCAAAGUUGAUGUUGGUUUCAGCCCGAACAUGGGCUCAAAGGCGUCAUCUGCUCCAAGCCUAAAUGAUCUUAACAUACAUUCAGUACCAGACAAUGUGAAUAGGUUGCCAAAGCAUGGUGGCAAAGAGCUCCAGCAAGCUAAAGAUGCGUUUCGGUUUGUGGACAAGGAGGGCUUCUCCUUGUUUAAGUCCCCCUUCUCUGGUGAACCUCUGGGUACUCGAGAUUUCGUUCCAAGCUUCCAUAAAACUCGAUCUCAGGAUUCUGAGGAUUGGAAGUAUGAACGGGAUGGUUCUACGGAUGCAAGAAUCAGCCUGAUCAGAAAUUCACAAAUCUUAACGAGCUCAUAUAACGUCCCUGGGAAGGCUGUCAUUGGAGACAAGUUGGGUGGUUAUGGAAAAACCUCAGUUGCUCCACAAUGGCAUGAAACUGGAGAUGUAGUGGGUAAUAUCUUCAUCUACAUCCUUCAAAAUUUUCUGCAUUUAGUGACGCAUUUGUCUGGACCGCCCUCUCCUUUGUUGCCUUUUGUCUUAUAACCUUGUCUUCUCAGCUCAAAUGUAUUCGGAUAUGAGAGAGGAAGCCCAGGAUAUUGCUCGCCUUAGGAAUGCUUUCUACGAGCAACGGGUGAGCACAAAAAUCACGGUCAUGCUAUGCACACGUUAAAUAUUGGCUCUUUUUCUGUUCACAUUCAUUCUUCCUGCGAAUGGUAAUACGAAUAGAAGUCACCACAGUCGCAGUGACAACAGGAGGAGGUUGCGAUGAUUAAAAAAAAUACUGUGAUCAUGAGAAGGAAUUAGAUCUUGUCUUGUUUUUUCUUCACUUUGUGAAGGUUUUCGUGUAUAAUCUGUUCUGCAAUCAUAAGCAUAUCACAGCAGAAAAAAAGAAAAUAGCUGUUUUAGGAUGAGGGGUCAAAGGAGCAAGUUGUGAUGUAUGCAUGAAGCAAAUUGUAUUUGUAUCGGUCUUAUCAGUCUCUUUUCCAAUAAAAGAAAAAGUGUACCCUGUGUCAGUGUGUCAGGCCAAACAAUUAAUGGUUUUAUUUCAUAUUAUCGUCUACUUCUCUUUUUAGAAAGAAAAUUGGAUUCUAUCAUGCAGCGAAUGAGAGGCUAUUCGUCACCUCUCUGCAUGUCUUUGCAUUCCAUGGACUGAACACCCCAAGCAUGCUCUUCUCUAUGUCGGGGAGGUUAAAAGAGGCAGAAAUCCCGCAUGGUUCUCUCAACAGCUUGGCCCAUUUUGUGAUUCUCCUCAUGCUCCUCGAGAAGAAACCCAUGAGAGUAUAUAUUUCAGUGUUUAUGUUGUCCCACUGCCCAAGAUGAAAUAUUUUCAUUUUUUUUUUUAAUGUAAGAAAGAAAGUGUGGAUUCUUUCUUUCUCUGCAGUCUGCUAUCGAUCAAAGAUUUUCAUGACUUUUUUUUUUCUUUCUUUCACCUGCAUGUACACUUUUACAGGAAAAACAAGCUUACUUAAUUGGUAGCAAGACCCUUGGCAAAGAGCUUGGUGCCAAAGGCCAAAUGUACAAUAUCCAGAUGAAAGAGGUGCAAGAAAAGCCCAGAGAAGUAAUGCAGCAGCAGAGGUUGGUCGUUUGCCUUGACUUUUGAACAAGGUUGUGAUUUUUACAUGGUUGUCAAAUGUUACAUUCUAAAUAUUAAUUAAUCCAUGAUUACAGCAUUCAUCAUAUGACUACUAUUAAAGGAGACAUCAAAUUUUAUGGUUUAAUAUAUGACCCUAUCUCAUUUAUGGUCCAUUUGUUUCGAGCGCAGCUACUAUAAAACUUCAACAUAUUAUUUGAACUCUAUGCCCCUUUCCUAUCUUGUGGAUUCUGUCUGUGUUGGCUUUGUGUGAGAGCCCUAGAAAAUCAGUAUACCCACCAUAAUUGUACGUGUUAGAAUUAUCCCACGUUACGACAAGCUAAAUUCUGUGGUUAAUUAUUCAGGUCUACAUCAUCUCUUAUUGCGAUUGCCAUGACUACUGCUCCUAUGUUCUUGGUCUUUUAUUUCUAUCCAUGUUAUUCGUUCUUCUAUUUAUUUCUCUGCAAGUGAUGGCACCUUCUGGAUAAUCCCACAUUAAGGUAUAAGAAGUCAAAUUCAGGUGUAGUCCAUUCUUUAUUAACCAACAUGACAGAUACUAUUCCUAUCUUGGUCUUCCCUUUAUAUCGUAUUAGUCAUUCCUGAUAUUUUAUUUCUCUAUAACUGAUGAUGCAUGGUAGAAUAAUCCCACAUUUUCAGUGUAACAAAAAAAAAAGUCUGUGGCUGAAUAUCCAGGCCUACUCCGUUCCUUGUCGGUUGCCAUAACAACUAGUACUUGGUCUUCUCUUUAUAUCUAGUUGUUCUUUUCUUAUAUUUCAUGUCUCUGCAAGUAAUAGAUGCUAGAAAUCUUAGACAUUUGAAGUAUAGCAAGUUAUAUUCUGCCAUUGAUAUCGGUGUCCACUCCAUUUUGUAGCAAUCGUUGCCGUAUAUUGAUCUCUUUAUGUCUUAUUUUUGCAGGGGCCCGAACCCCCUGAUCGACCUGCAUGGGCUCCACGUGAAUGAAGCCAUCCACGUGCUGAAGCACGAGCUCAGCAUCCUGAGGAGGACUGCCAAGUCAGCUGGACGGCGUCUUCAAGUCAUGGUGUGUGUGGGGGUAGAGGGCCCAACCCGAAGUCCCCGCCCACAAAUGCGGCUCCCGGUCGUAGUGCAGCAGUACUUGCUGCAUGAGAACCUGCAGUUCUCUGAGGACCAGCCUGGUCUUCUCCGGGUUGUAAUAUGUUAG
Molecule: messenger RNA, 4517 nt
Organism: Spirodela intermedia
Lineage: Eukaryota; Viridiplantae; Streptophyta; Magnoliopsida; Alismatales; Araceae
Source: the annotation of a GenBank genome assembly